This is a messenger RNA of Saccharomyces cerevisiae S288C, 2199 nucleotides long. RefSeq names its product DNA-binding SCF ubiquitin ligase subunit DIA2 (gene DIA2). The coding region runs from base 1 to 2199 and encodes 732 amino acids. Gene Ontology annotation, cellular component: chromosome, telomeric region; nucleus. NCBI's taxonomy places the organism in Eukaryota, Fungi, Ascomycota, Saccharomycetes, Saccharomycetales, Saccharomycetaceae. The record is from RefSeq and is marked reviewed. The transcript has a single exon.
AUGUCUUCCCCAGGGAAUUCAGGCGUGGCUAUAGAUUCUACCGUUCUGAAAGCAAUUGAAUUAGGAACGAGGCUUUUUAAAUCUGGAGAAUAUUUGCAAGCGAAAAGGAUAUUCACAAAUGCUUUGAGAGUAUGUGAUUCUUAUUCUCAGGAGCAGAUUAUGCGCAUUAGGAACGCGUAUCAAUUAGAUACUGCGAGACCGGAUAACAAACGAUUAUAUCAUCCUAGAUACAUAAAGAUAUUGGAUAACAUCUGUGCGUGCUACGAAAAAUUGAAUGAUUUGAAAUCUUGUUUGGACGUAUCACAAAGGUUACUUAAGUUAGAACCAGGUAAUAUCAAAUGCUAUAUACGAUGUACAAGGACGUUGAUAAAAUUAAAAGACUGGAAAAGGGCAUAUAAAACAUGUUCUCGUGGACUGCAAUUAUGCAAUAACGAUAGCAAUCAUCUAAGACAACAAAAACAAUUCAUUAAAAAUAACAUGGUUCAAAAACAGGACGGCAAGAGAAGUUAUAUAGAUCCAUUAGAGGAGACCAAAAUAGCAAAAAAAAAAAAGAAUAAUAAUGUUCUAGAAUCGUUACCAAAGAAGAAGAUUAAAGGUAGUACCAAGAAAACUGAUUUAGUUGGCAAUUUGCCGAUAGAAAUACUACCUAUCAUAUUCCAAAGGUUUACCACUAAGGAGCUUGUUACGUUGUCGCUAGUUUGUAACAAAUGGAGGGACAAAAUUUUGUAUCAUUUAGACUGCUUCCAAGAAUUCAACUUGGCACCAAUAAAUUUUAAAAAUUUUGUAAAGUUUAUGGAUUUUUUACAACAGAAUUUCACCAGGACGUAUAGAAAAUAUAUUCUUUCACAAGUAAAAGUCAGUUCUAGAAUCACUUCGGAAGAGUUACGAAUAACUCAAUUAUUAUUCAGUAAAAUGCCGAAAUGUAUAAACAUCGAACGGCUUAUACUGUCAAUGCCAACACUAACUACAACACAAAUCUUUAAGUUAAUGGUUAGAGGAGGCACAGAUUUUUUUACAAGGCUGCUGGAAUUAUCUCUCAUGAUAACUUAUAGGCCUGAUAAACAACAUGAAUUGGAGAUACUGCAGACUUGUCCUCUGUUGAAAAAAAUAGAAUUAAUUUUUGUCAAUUCACUGGUACCAAUUUUCGACGGAAAUAAUAGCGUUGGGAGGGAUGGAAGUUUCAAUGUGAUGGCCCGUCAUACUAAUAUGCAGAUAUCCACUGCGGAUAAUGAUGAACAGGGAAUAGUAGAAGAAAAGGUGAUUUAUAGUGAGCUAGAGAAGAUAACAUUGAUAUGUGAUAAGAAGAAAAUUAAGAAUUUUCCACUUUGUCGUGCUCUAUUAAGAGGCCAGUUUCCUCUAUUGCAGAAACUGACGAUAACUGGUGUAACAUUUCCUAUGAAUAAUCAAGACAUAAUGAAUUUUCAAUGGCUAUUGAACUUCCCAGACCUAAAAGAACUAUGGAUAGAAGAUAACGACAACUGUGAACUCAGUAAGUUUUUGCAAUUGUUAAAAUUUUCGAAUGUCUGGAAAAACUUGGAAAAGUUAACCUUUAGAGAGAACAAGCUAUAUCCAAUUGUUAAUUUGGAUGAAGAUCAGCCUGUUACGAAUGACGACGAGGUGCCAUCCAUGCUAUUUUACAAGGAAAAUCUCCAAAACCUGGAAAAGUUGGAUCUAAUGGGGACAUCGAUAAGUGGUUCUGCGUUGACUAGAUUAUGCGAGCAGGAAUACUUGGAUGGUCGGAAAUUAAGAAGUUUAAACAUUGGGAAUUGCCCCAACAUCCAGUUCCCAAAUAAUCACGCUCAUACAGCAAGGAUGAUACUGGAUGUGAAUGCAGUUUUGAAGAGACUCUCCAAGUUGGAAGAAAUAAAUUUAUCGCAUCUCAGCUCCUUGAAUGAUAGUACGAUGAAGUCAUUCAUUAUUAAUGUACCAUUUUUGGAAAAUUUAAAGAGGCUUGACAUUUCGCACAAUUUUGAAAUUACAGGAAUAUCAAUAUAUGAAUUUCUAAAAAAAUUUCAGAUGGAUCAUGACAACGAAGCGGGAGGUCAACCACUGGCAUAUUUAAAUAUUGACGGAUGUUCCCAAGUGUCUCAUAUCACAGUUAAUAUGAUCCGAGCGCAGAACUUAGUUACUCAAGUGGAUUGUGUUUAUGAAAGAGAUGUAUGGAGAAAAUUUGGAAUUAAUUCAUAUUCAUACUCAUAG